GCUUUUGCGGCACCGGAACGGCACCGGAACGGCACCAGAAGGGUUCCGGGACGACCCCUGUUUCAUCUCAUAUUAAGUCUCGGCUGGGUUGCCGUAUACCGUAUAUACCGUAUACAGCGUAUGUACCCUAUACUAUGUAGUAUGCCAUAG
Molecule: messenger RNA, 150 nt
Organism: Bipolaris oryzae ATCC 44560
Lineage: Eukaryota; Fungi; Ascomycota; Dothideomycetes; Pleosporales; Pleosporaceae
Exons: 1
Source: RefSeq, a predicted model, not a curated record